CAUAGGUGCCAAAAACCAAAAACUUUUCAUAACAUAAGGUAUAGAGUUUAUAGGUUAUGAGAAUAAUUGUAACUAAAAUAAUAAAAUAUCUGGUUGAGAAAUGGUUUUAUUAGAAAAUGACUCGUUUCUAACAGAACUAAGAAAACUGUUUCAAAAAGCUCGAUUAGAUGGAUCAGUUACCAUGACAUUUAAACGUUAUGAUGGGAGAAAUCGACCAAUUCCAAGACCAGAUAGACCUCCACUUCCAGAUCUUCGUGAGCAUAUGUGCUUAGUAAGAGCUAAGUUUCGGUCUGAAAAAAUAGCCACAGUUAUACAUCAGAAAGACGUGAAUAAGUUUCAAGUAGCUUAUAGCAGUCUACUUAAAGGAAGCUUAGAUGGAUUGAAAAAACUUAAGAAGCCCAAAAAUAAAACAAAAGCAGAGUAGAAUAUUGAAAAAUAAAUCUUUUUUACUUGGGAAAAUGUUGA
Messenger RNA from Leptinotarsa decemlineata (Colorado potato beetle), 465 nucleotides. It is a transcript of the gene Srp14, whose product is annotated as Signal recognition particle 14. The record is from RefSeq and is a predicted model, not a curated record. Gene Ontology annotation, biological process: SRP-dependent cotranslational protein targeting to membrane. Lineage: Eukaryota; Metazoa; Arthropoda; Insecta; Coleoptera; Chrysomelidae. Gene Ontology annotation, cellular component: signal recognition particle, endoplasmic reticulum targeting. Gene Ontology annotation, molecular function: endoplasmic reticulum signal sequence receptor activity; 7S RNA binding.